CUCCCUCGCCCUUCUUCUUUCUCUUCCCUCCCCGCUUAUAAAUCCCCCUUGCAUCCCAUUCAGCUCACUACCAAUCAAUAGACGACAAAAGAAGCUCAAAUAAGAAACAACAAUCCGCAAAUUAUCCAUGGAGUUCUUCGACGAUCCAUUCUUGACGGCGACGAUCUAUCAACUGAUGGACAUUCCUGAGCAGGAGACGGAGAAGACCCACAACCCACAGACAAGGGCAUACGUCCGAGACCGGAAGGCAAUGGCUGCUACGCCGGCGGAUGUGAAGGAUCUACCAGGUGCGUACGUGUUCGUUAUCGACAUGCCGGGGAUCAAGAACGGGGAUAUCAAAGUGCAGGUGGAAGAGGGGAAUCUGCUCGUUGUGAGCGGUGAGAGGAAGCGAAGAGAGGAGAAGGAGGGGAAGUACUUGAGGAUUGAGCGCCGGAUGGGGAAAUUUAUGAGGAAGUUCCCGUUGCCGGAGAAUGCGAACUUGGAUGCGAUCUCGGCGGUUUGCCAGGAUGGGGUGCUUACGGUGACUGUGGAGAAGACGCCGCCGCCGGAGCCAAAGAAACCUAAGACCAUCGAGGUCAAAGUUGCUUGAGAUUGGGGGAAGGAGAGGUUUGUGCUUGUGGAGUUUAGCUUGUAUUCGAUGAAUGAAGCUGGAAAUUUGGGGUUUACGAACCCAAAA
This is a messenger RNA of Dendrobium catenatum, 676 nucleotides long. Its product is annotated as 17.1 kDa class II heat shock protein. The record is from RefSeq and is a predicted model, not a curated record. NCBI's taxonomy places the organism in Eukaryota, Viridiplantae, Streptophyta, Magnoliopsida, Asparagales, Orchidaceae. The coding region runs from base 128 to 589 and encodes 153 amino acids. Gene Ontology annotation, biological process: response to heat; response to hydrogen peroxide; protein complex oligomerization. The transcript has a single exon.